Messenger RNA from Orussus abietinus, 2428 nucleotides. RefSeq names its product dipeptidase 1. The record is from RefSeq and is a predicted model, not a curated record. The transcript is spliced from 12 exons. Bases 1 to 1905 code for a protein of 634 amino acids. Gene Ontology annotation, molecular function: metallodipeptidase activity. NCBI's taxonomy places the organism in Eukaryota, Metazoa, Arthropoda, Insecta, Hymenoptera, Orussidae. Gene Ontology annotation, biological process: proteolysis.
AUGAACCACGGGGGCGGAUACGGGACCGGGCCCCAGGAGAGGGUGCACCAGGUACCCCGGACACCUGCCCCGGUAGAGAAGUGCCCAUACGAGAGCUAUCAGUCCCAGAUACCGGAUUGCUGUGCCGCGGCUGCCAAGGUCAGGGAUCCUUAUCCGAGGCCUCCCAGCGGAUACGACGGCAGGUGCUACGACGAGUGCCACCGCAGGACGCCCUUCCAGGACGACGCCUUCUCCCAGGAUGUUCCUCCGUCGUUCCAUCGGCCUCAGUCGAGGCUCGGGUACGAGGACCGACCCCAGUCCAGGGUGGGGUACACCACGGACUCGAGGUGUGCCAGUAGGCUGGGAUACGACGACACCGGUGGAGGAUACCUGGACCAGAGCGACCCCAGGAUGUACUGCACCGGAGGGUACUGCAUGGGCGACACGAUGAUGGCCACUUCGAGGGGGGUCUGCGGGGAGGAGGUCGAGCUGGACAUGCGGAGACACAUUCAGGCGUGCGCCUGCACCUGCAACCACAUGGGUUACGGGAACUACAUGGACUAUCAGACAACGUGCCUAACCGAGCUGCCGGAUGUAGCGCCGUGCAACGGCACCGUCCGGUUGCCACCGCCCUGCGAGGACUCGACCAGCAGCGGGAGCAGCAAGGAGAGGAGGGAAGAGAACCCUCGGAGACGAUGUCGAGUCCUGGCGCCGAUCCUCCUGCUGGCAGGGGCCCUGCUCCUGGGGGGGCUGUGCCUGCCCCUGCUCCUCCAGUCGGCCCCGGCGACGCACCAGCAGAGACUGGACGUUAUCAGGAGGAUACUCACUGAAGUGCCUCUUAUCGACGGGCACAACGACCUGCCCUGGAACGUCAGGAAGUUCGUGCACAAUCAGCUGGGGGAGGUCAACCUGAGCAGCGACCUCGGCAGGGUGGACCCCUGGGCCAGGUCGGACUGGAGCCACACGGACAUCCCGAGGCUCCGGGCAGGACUCGUCGGGGCGCAGUUCUGGUCCGCCUACGUGCCCUGUGGAGCAGCGCAGCUGAACGCGGUCCAGCUCUCCCUGGAGCAGAUCGACGUGAUCCGGAGGCUGGCCGAGAUGAACGCGCAGCACCUGACGCUGGUCACCUCGGUCAAGGGUCUAAUCGAGGCGCACCGAGAGGGGAAGAUCGCGAGCCUGAUCGGCGUGGAGGGUGGACAUUCCCUGGGGAACUCCCUGGGCGUGCUGAGGACCUUCUACGGCCUGGGGGCCAGGUACCUCACCCUGACGCACGCCUGCGACACCUCCUGGGCAGUCUGUUCGGUCGGGGAGUCCAACGGGACCCAGGAGAACGUGCCGGGACUCAGCGAGUUCGGGAAGGCCGUCGUGAGGGAGCUGAACAGGCUGGGGAUGCUGGUGGACCUGUCCCACGUGUCCACCAGGACGAUGAGGGCUGCUCUGCAGACCACCGGGGCUCCCGUAAUCUUCUCCCACAGCGCCGCCAGGGCCCUCUGCAACUCCAGCAGGAACGUUCCCGACGACGUCCUUAGGAACCUGGCGAAAAAUGGCGGCGUCGCUAUGGUGCCCUUUUAUACGUACUUCAUAACCUGCAACAACACUGCCACGAUUCGGGACGUGAUAGCGCACAUUAAUCACAUUCGGAAGGUAGCGGGCAUCGAUCAUGUCGGGAUAGGAGCGGGAUUCGACGGGAUCAACUUCACGCCGACCGGCCUCGAGGACGUCUCCAGGUAUCCCCAGCUCCUGGCCACGCUCCUGGAGGACCCCACCUGGACCGAGGAGGACAUCAAGAAGCUCGCGGGACUCAAUCUGCUGAGGGUCUUCGCUAAAGUAGAACAGAUCAGGGACGAGUGGCAGAAAGCAGCGGUUCCUCCCGUGGAGAAGAUCAGUCCUCCGGACAAUUCCGCGUGCUCCUACGGAGUGUCCUGAUCCACUUUAAGGACCCUCACGCCAGGAUUCCUCGACUGGGCCAGAUCGCCGAAAAUCAGACACGUAGCUCACGCCGGAAGGACCCUCUGAAGCCCAGGAGAAGAAGGACUCCGAUUCGCCGAAGGACUCCGAAAUCACCGGCCCACCUCGCAGGACAUCCCCCGAGCUUCUCUCCGGGAAUUCGACGUAUAGAAUAAUAAUUUCAUUAAUCGCGAAUCAUCCGAACGAGCGAUGGGAUUUCUAUUUAAUGAAAUUCCAAAGGACGAAUCGCGGAUCCUUUGAACGGGUCUUAGGGUGUUUUCUCGCCGAUUUUUACUAAUCGCACCGUUAAUCGAUCACCGUAAAUCGAACCGCACGCAUCGAGCGCGCACUGCGGCGGGUCUACCGUUAAAAAAGAACGCCAACAAAAGGGAUUAACAAUGAACAUGUCAAAAGGAAACGUCGAAAUUCGGUGACCGCGCCGAGUGGGCGCCUCUCACCUACGUCCUAGGCUACACUCUACUAGAUAAAGAAAAAGAAAGAA